AUGGACGUUGCUAGGCCUCAAAUCAAGACUGCGAGCAAUGGCUCGCUGCAUAAUGCCUACAAGACAACCAUAAUGAUUCCCACUGGAGCCCUCCCUCGGGGCCAUAUUGCCGCUCAAAGACGGCCUCUCCGAAAUCUCAGCCAGAAUUCCAUUUUGUUAUCCACUACCGGACUUCCAACAGGUCUGAUGAAGACGACCACGGAAACUGGGGGUUUGGCAGCCUUGUCAACGGCCACGCCGGCAGCAUACUAUCAACCUCCCGUAUUACGACCGGAUAUCGUUGCCGGGACUCCUCCGCCAAGAUACACCCCCAAAAAGUACGAAGAUUGCUAUUACGCUGAUGAUUCCAGGCCUUUCCGCUCAUACAGAGACACGACUUCCGAGAUCAUCUCUCUCUACGGAUAUGACAAUCACGGGUUUUACAUGGGCUCUGCUUCUCCAUUACCAGAUGGAAAUGCCCAGAGGUCGAGCUCCAUCACCACCAACGGUUCCCGUCAGUUGUCUUGCCAGAAAUCUUCGGCGGCUUUUCCAGGCCAUAUCAGCUCGGCUGGGCUGCAACGACCACGAUCCCCAUUUCCAUAUCCGACACGGCUCAAGAGGCCAGGGGUGCGGCCAGCUUCCCCUGCCUUGGCUGAAAACGGUUGGAUUGAUUACAGUAGAAUGGUUGAGCUUGACCAUGUUUCACAAAGAACUGUCCACGGCUCCUACAGACCAAGCUGUAGGAACUCGUCUCGUCGGCAGCCACCCUUGUCCCUCAGGUCUGACAUGAACUACUCCACUACGUCGCUGCCUUCAAGAACGUCUCCAGGCGCGUAUCUUCCUAUGACGAGAACGCGCAGGCCCAGAACACCGAGCUCCUCACAAUCCGGAGCCAGCGGGCGUGGACUCUUUGAGAGGCACGCCAGGUUUCCAUUUGAUCGUGGGACAAGAUCCCCCAGUUUGACUUCCAUUGUCGGCAUGUAUCAGAGACCUGGUACUUCUAGAGGUUCCAGACCAUCGACCCAAACAGUUGGCCAGUUUUAUUAUGACUACAGCGAGGACUUUGAGAAGCCAACUGCAUCUGUUCAUGAGGCAGAUCAAAGACCUGCGAUGGACAACACACACCAAUACGAUGACCGUGAGCGGAAUCAUCAUUCCACUCCUAUAAAAGGCCCAGAAUCACACAUUACCAACAUGGCAAAGUACAAGGCGUCAGGCGGUCGGUAUGACGCUUGCCUUCAAUCUCAGGUAUCCGCGGAGGAAGAGGGGCACGAAACUGCGUCUGUGGACGGCCCAGGAAGCUCCGACGGCUCGAAUGAAACUCCUCAUCUUGAUCUGCUCUCCAUCCGGAGGCUGUCUCAGUCUGCUCCGCCAGAUACGAAGAAGCAUCUCAGGGACUCGGCCUGUCAGCCUCUUGGGGUAGACCUGAGAGCUUCUAUCCAUCAGAUAAGGUUUUCAAGGUCAAGUCAAACCUCGCAAGAUCUUCUCAGUGGAGCGGCUGGCGACAACUUGUCCAGCGGUGUCACCAACCGGGAUGGAAUGGGGGCAAUGCGAUGCACACUUGAUCCAACGCUACCAGAUUUUGCAUCCAUCUUCUCCUCGUUUGACAAGCUGGCAAAGUCACCUUGCUUCAGCCGAAUUGGGCGCCGAUCUAGCCAGCUAGAUGACGCUGAGAAUACUUUUACCUCUGUGCACGAUAUCAGCCGAGAGACUAAGCAUCGUAACCUGGGAUCUGUACAUGAAGUGUUUACGGGUGACGACCACGGGGUAGAGCUCGUCCAAGAGGGCAAGUUGGAGGGCGACGAGCGGGAGUUUGAUAUCUUGUCGCCUGAACCGAUCUCUCCUGUGCAGGAACUAAAAGUGAAGAAUAGCAUCCCACGUUUGAUGAAGGCGUUGCCACCAUUACCUUCCGAUUCACUUCGAGUCCAGAAACCGAGCCCCGGCGUCGUGCAAGAAUCGCCGCCGCAAUCAGCUACAAUGGACCAUGACCGCGGCUGUCACGGCCAAAAACUUCAUCAGGAAGCAGAUUUUCUAUUAGAGGAACGGGACAGGAACCGCAACAGCCAAUGCAGCCCAUCCAAGUUCAGGGUCAGAGUUAAGCCAUCUCUUUCGCCAGCCAGAGCUCCCUGCAGUGUCGAAUGCUCGGGCCAACAGACUUGUUCACCAGAGUGUCCGCUGCCAGCAAGCAAUCCGGAAAGGCCAAGACUCAGGCUGAAGCUUUCCCGCCGUCAGCUCCAAAGAAACCGGUUCGCCGUCGGGGAGGCAUUUGCGAUGAACAAUCGUCUUAAACAGUGCAACUCACUAGCCGAUCUGGCUGUAUACUCGGAAGCAGUCACCAAGACGAGCAACAAGGGCGGCACAAUAUCCGGUGACAGCAAGCUUGAACCCAACCCUCAGGUUCCCUCAGGCUGCCAAGACAAAAAUGUCGAUGAUGGGCUCGAAAACUCGGCUGGGGCAUCCCCGGAUCCUUCGGAUCCCUUCAAUAUACCUUAUCCUACAUCCCCCGAAAGCAAACCGGGGACAAAAGAAUCCAUUUCGUCGUCCAAUAAAGAUACUCUUGUUCAGCGUCUAAGCAGCAGCUCGGAUACGACGCCUUAUCAAGAAGGCGGCAUUCGCAAAAAGAUGUCCUUGUUUCGGUUGCGAAUUGCCGAGUCCUUGGCUACGAAUGCGGCCAAGAAAACCGGCAACGUUGAAGGGUUGCAGCGCAGCCGCAGCCACUUGUCCAUGAGUAUGACUUGGAAGGAGUCGGAAGUAAAUCUUGAUCACUUGACCAGUGGUACAGCAAGGGGCCGUAAUGGAAAGUCAGAUUGGAUGACAAGCCGCCUAAAGCGUUGGGCAACGGAUGCCAAACGAGCAGUACGUUCUUAUGUGAGGCGCACUUUGGAUCGAUCGCCGCGAUGGAGCGAAUAA
Messenger RNA from Ustilaginoidea virens, 2889 nucleotides. RefSeq lists its product as uncharacterized. The coding region runs from base 1 to 2889 and encodes 962 amino acids. The record is from RefSeq and is a predicted model, not a curated record. Lineage: Eukaryota; Fungi; Ascomycota; Sordariomycetes; Hypocreales; Clavicipitaceae. The transcript has 2 exons.